AUCCGCACAGAUGUAUACAGAUGUAACUGAACAUGAAAAUGGUGGGAGAGACAUCAUCAAACUGACUAGUAGCAAGCUAUCCACAGAUGAGGUUUCUUUUUCUGCUGUUUGCCCAGAAUGUGGAGCAGUUUCCUUGUUUGUUGGUACAACUAGAAAUAGUUAUCAAGGGAAGGUUGUUGUCCAAUUGGAAUAUGAAGCAUACAUCCCAAUGGCUGAAUCAGAGCUGAAGAAAAUCUGCACAGAGAUGAGAAAGAAAUGGCCAACCUUAAAGCACAUUGUUGUACAUCACAGACUUGGGAUAGUACCUGUAAUGGAAGCAAGUGUGAUCAUAGGGAUUUCCUCUCCUCAUAGGACAGAAUCUCUUGAAGCAGUGAAAUAUUGCAUUGAUGCCUUAAAAGCUACAGUUCCAAUAUGGAAAAAAGAGAUUUAUGAAACACAGGAGUUUUCUUGGAAGGAGAAUAAGGAAUGUUUUUGGACAGAUAAUGAAUUAACUGUGGAACAUGAUUGUGAAGGAAAUUAGUCUAUGAUGCCUUCAGACAGCAAGUAUUUUAUUGAGAAAUGUUUUGAAGAAAUAUUACUUUUUUGGCCUUAAAAUUAACAAGAAACUGUUUUUUAUUAAAUUUUUCACAAAGAACCAAAUUUUCACUUAAUAUAACAGCUAGUAAUAUCCUUCUAAAUAAAUUAUUAUUUUGCAUUAUAGUUUCUGGUAGUGUUGAAAUUAAUGCAAAUGAUUACCAAAAUUACAAUUUGCUAAUAAUGUUUAAAUUGUUACUA
Messenger RNA from Erpetoichthys calabaricus (reedfish), 774 nucleotides. RefSeq names its product molybdopterin synthase catalytic subunit. Gene Ontology annotation, molecular function: molybdopterin synthase activity. The transcript has 5 exons. NCBI's taxonomy places the organism in Eukaryota, Metazoa, Chordata, Cladistia, Polypteriformes, Polypteridae. Gene Ontology annotation, cellular component: cytosol. The record is from RefSeq and is a predicted model, not a curated record. Bases 11 to 520 code for a protein of 169 amino acids. Gene Ontology annotation, biological process: Mo-molybdopterin cofactor biosynthetic process.